GCGCCUCAAUAUCAUGGAGAAUUUUCUUUAAAAUUCUUUGGCAAGCUGACUGACAAUUACGCUCAAACCAUCUUUUCAUCAGAAGGAAAAUCACAGAUGGGAACUUUAACAAAAUGUUCCCAGUUUUGUGUCAGAGAUCAACGGUGUAUAGGAAUAGAACUAUGUCAGAUCAGAAACGAUUUGUUUCAAUGUCGAAUUUGCUGCGAAUGGAAGAAGAUAGGUUCCAAUUACUACAAUGAUCAACUGGGAUGUAAAUACUUAGAAAUGGAAGAUAAAGCCGAAGAAAACAUGGCAGUGGCGGCCGUUUUAAGUAGUCUUUACGGUUCCCAAUAUAAAUCAGCAUUUGCAGUGGAUGGUGUGACAGAAUGCGGAAAACAUUCAUUGCCUCACAGUAAGGCUGAAACCAGUCCAUGGUUGAGAAUUGAUCUGACAAAUACUACCAGUGUAUCACAAGUACUUGUAUACAACAGACGUGAUUGUUGCGGACAUCGAUUCCACGAUGUUUCUGUAAAUGUCAACGUACCAGAAAGUGUGCAAAGUUUUUCUUGUGGCUUCUUUCCUGGACCAGCUUCAAAUGGAGACCGCCUCCUGUUUCUUUGUGAGAAUGGUGCCGUGGGUGAAAGUGUCACAAUUAUCAUGAAUGAUAGAAAUGGACAAAAGAGUUAUCUUCAUGUGUGUGAAGUAGAGGUUUUCGGAAAACGUUAACACUGCUUCAAACACAUGGUAACAUUUAAACACCAAAAUCAGUAACACAAUUCCCAACGAGCAAUAUACGACGGCUUUGGUUUUCAUACAUCUUCACACGAGACAUUCCGAGAAUAGAACGAGGAUAAUGAAAAACAUGGAAAGGAUAAUUAUACUGAUGAAGAUAAACAUAAAUAACUAUAGACAUGUUUGUUUAGAAUAUUUUCACGUGUAUCAACAAAGUUAAAAGCAAAUUAAAAGUAAAUUUUAUUUGAAUGGACCGUCGUAUAAUCGUAGUUAUAAGAUGAAUGAAUUUAUCAAAUAUAUAAUUGAAUUAUCAUAGUUUAUGUAACUAAAAAAAUAAGAUAAUGUUCGUUUGUAAAAUAUAGUUAAAUGCACAUUUUUGAAAUAAAUACAUUGCAACAUAUGGCACAUACUUAAAAGAUGAAU
Messenger RNA from Saccostrea cuccullata (small rock oyster), 1134 nucleotides. RefSeq names its product fucolectin-like. Lineage: Eukaryota; Metazoa; Mollusca; Bivalvia; Ostreida; Ostreidae. The coding region runs from base 97 to 705 and encodes 202 amino acids. The record is from RefSeq and is a predicted model, not a curated record. The transcript has 4 exons.